AUGUUGCUGCCUUCCGACGUAGCUCGGCUUGUUCUGGGGUACCUCCAGGAAGAGGGACUGCCAGCCACCAGCCGAGCUUUCAUCCACGAGAGCCCAAACCUAAAAGAGUAUGCGGAGCACAGCUCAGGAGAUGGGACGAUUCCUGCCUGUGUUUUUUCUAUGUUUGGGAAAAACCUCACAACAAUUUUAAACGAGUAUGUGGCUGUCAAAGCUAAAGAGUCUGGUCAUGAAGUCCCUCUUGUGAUGACCUCAUUGUGGAAAAAACUCGAUUUCACUCUCAACCAAAUCAAGUCGUUGCAGAACUCCCCUGCAAGUCAGAGGACACGUUCACGGAUUGGGGUUGCAAACGUAGCACGGCAGCGGGUCCUGGCCGUAGCUUCUGCAGGUGGUGUCGUCUGCUCUUCCGUUUCUGAAACGAGCUCCAUCAUCAGCCCUGCGCACACCUCCCACAGCAUGCUCGGCCACUCCACUCCCGUGAGCUACACUGGCCUGCAAACCAGAGUCGUCCCAGCCAGUAGGGGUCCACCUGUACAGGUCAUUGUUUCAGAGCGCCGGCUGAAUUCAGGCCCAGUUUCUCCUGGUCGACGGAAAUGGUAA
Nematolebias whitei (Rio pearlfish) is the source of this 597-nucleotide messenger RNA. RefSeq names its product protein NPAT-like. NCBI's taxonomy places the organism in Eukaryota, Metazoa, Chordata, Actinopteri, Cyprinodontiformes, Rivulidae. The transcript has 7 exons. The record is from RefSeq and is a predicted model, not a curated record. Gene Ontology annotation, molecular function: protein binding; transcription coregulator activity. Bases 1 to 597 code for a protein of 198 amino acids. Gene Ontology annotation, cellular component: nucleus.